AUGGAUGACCUCUACUCCCUCGACCACGACCCCACCGAGAUCAACAGCUCGCCUCUUGUAGAAACUCGUCAACCAGAAUUCCUCUCGACAACCCCGGCCGACGAAGUCGUCACUCGCCUAACAUACAGAUUUGCGCCCGUCGCAUCAAGUCUAUUAGAGUCAUCCUCAACCCCAGCCGCUCGUCCAAAUCCCGACGCAAAGCUAUGUCAAGAGCCCGACUCGCCUGUUGUGCCUCCCGCCCGGCCUAGCAGCACACCCUACCCGUUCGCCGAUACCAGGGAGACAUCAUGCUCCAACACGUUGGAAUUUGCCCUUGCCAUCGCCUCAAGUAACCUUUCUACGUCCCCGGCGGCUCACGAGCCUCGUAGCUGGAUACGACCAGCCACGCACUUCACAGAUCUUCCGACCGAGGUCCACGAAGCUAUCCUCGACCAGCUCUUUGGAGUCUGCGCGCCCAUCUCCCCGAGGUCCGGUCUGUGGUCACCCAAUGCAGCCAGAGGCCUUGGUACCCCCCUUCGAUACUCUAGAAGACGAGAAAUGACACAGCUGGCCCUUGUCAACUCUACUUGGCGGUCCCUGGUUCAGAAGCGACUUUACCGUCAUAUAAAGUUGAAAGGCACCGUCAGCUCCAUCAAACAGGCCGUUGCCCACUUUGCCGGUCGUGGACAGCAUCUUGCGCACCAUGUUAAACAUAUCGAGGUCUGGUUCCCCGUGUUUCAACCUCGCCACGGGCCUCUAGCAGUCUCCAAUACAUCCGUGCUGCCCGUGCUCCGAAGUGAUGGCCUAUCGACCGCCUGCUACGUUCUGCCAGGGGAUAAUAGCACACUGCAGGAUGUCUUUCUAUUCAUAUCCCUUUACUUGCCCCAUAGCAAGAUUCUGACACUCGAGGGUGGUGAACGCCGGAAAGCCCCCAAGGUGGUACAUGUAUACAACGCUCACGGCAAUAACCUCGACUAUGGGCCACCUUUACCUAUCAUGCGCUCCAUAACAACCUUGGUCACCAAAGGCCAGUGGAACCUCAUGCGGGAUCACUCCGACUUUUUCUCCAUUCUAGGCGCCCUUCCCAGCAUAGAGGAAUGGCAGGGCGCUUACAGCAAGCCCAAAUCAAAGAGCUACAUCACCAUUUCCCAAUUCUUGCCCCACAUGCCCGGAACUAUCAAGCACCUCAGCCUAUGUCUUGAAAAUGACUACAGGCGAGAGGCUGUUGUGCCUGCUUAUUAUGCCAAAGCUGCCCAUCAAACACACAUCUGCACGGUACUUGGAAAGAUAAUGCCAAAACUCGAACAAUUCUCCUACACUGGUCGCAUCUGUCAUAACUUUUUCCAAGUCGCCAGUCAGAGCGCUGUUGCUCCCUCCAGUCGACUCCGAUCAAUCGAUGUGACGCUCAAGAACUGCUGUCGUCAGUCCAACAUUUUCUCCGAUUCUGGCUCCGGCAUCCAGGAUAUGGGCUUCAUCGACGCCUUCGAAAAGCUCGUCAUCUCUGGUAUCAGAUCUAUGAGUCAAUUUCAGCGUGUCGAGUAUCUGAGAAUCCGAUUCGUCGACCUUGACUCAAUUCUGCCCGCAUUGAAUCCCUUCUUUUUGUUCCAGCGUGGCGAAUGCAGCGGGGUUUGGAGUGAAAAAAUCAUCAACGAAAUGGCUAGGGCUCGCCCGGGCACCAAGUUUCGCGACUUGAGCGAGACCUUUGGCAACAUCUCAUACACGAAAGAAGGACGAAUCAUCAUUUCACCCGAAUAUCCGCGCACGCGCAUCACCUCGCUCAAGCUCACCAACUAUCAAUUGUUUUCGAACCGUGCAGUCGUCGUUUGA
Molecule: messenger RNA, 1806 nt
Organism: Cordyceps militaris CM01
Lineage: Eukaryota; Fungi; Ascomycota; Sordariomycetes; Hypocreales; Cordycipitaceae
Exons: 2
Coding region: 1-1806 (601 amino acids)
Source: RefSeq, a predicted model, not a curated record